AUUUCAUGCAGGGAAAGGCUUUCCUUCGAUCAUCAGUAUCAGAUUGUCUGCCGUUGAGUAAAGUACCAAUCGUUUUCCUCCGACUGUUAAAGUGAAUUAAAACAAGACUACACAAAAUGAAUGCUGUAAUGAUUAUUCUACUUUGCAUUACUUCGGUAUGUGCGUACCGCACAGGCCACGUAAAAGGAACAGGGCACGUGGAAAACGUUCCGCAUGGAGUACCAUCGCAUGGCGCGGCACCAAAGCACGAAACACCGAAAUAUAAUCCAACGCACCAUGGAGGCUACGAAAAGCUCCCUGUUUCCCACCUUGGCAAGGACUCCAAGCAUCGCCGCGAUACUCAUCACGAUCACGAUCUUCACUCCAGCAAAAACCAGCAUCAACAGCAUCACAAGGAGACUCCCCAUGCGACGACGCAUCAUGUACCAGCCAAAGAGACGCAUUCAUCGCACCAGAAGACGACUGGAUACGGUGGUUAUGGUAAAACCCAUUACUAGCUAUCAACCAAUUGACCUGUUCAACACUAAGAGACAACGGUUGUGCUCAUAGCUAAACGGCUGUACGAUUGCUAGUUUAAAUCUGACUCGUUAAUGUAUGUAAUUUGUGUUUUUUUGUAUGUGACUUGUGUGAAAAUAAAAAUGAUUCCAACGUA
Anopheles aquasalis is the source of this 652-nucleotide messenger RNA. Its product is annotated as histidine-rich glycoprotein-like. The record is from RefSeq and is a predicted model, not a curated record. Lineage: Eukaryota; Metazoa; Arthropoda; Insecta; Diptera; Culicidae.